This is a messenger RNA of Closterium sp. Naga37s-1, 496 nucleotides long. Lineage: Eukaryota; Viridiplantae; Streptophyta; Zygnematophyceae; Desmidiales; Closteriaceae. The record is from the annotation of a GenBank genome assembly.
CCGCAGUCGCGGAAGGGAAAGCGACGGGGAGGGGGUGAGGGAUGGAGGGACGGGCGGCAGUGCGGCUGUUGCUGGUGGACGUCCCGCCGUCACCCCCUUCCCCCUUUCCUCCCCCAUACAGCGACUACCGCUGCAAACGCACAGGGGCGGGACGGGUGGGGAAGAGUUGGGGGGGUCACGGCGGCCACCCCCUCACACCACCACCUCCCCCCCCACAUUCACAGUCGCGGAAGGGAAGGCGACGGGGAAGGGGGGGGUCCGACGGCGGGUCCGUCGGCUUGCUUGUUGGCGGGUUCCCGGAUCCGUUGGCGAGCUCGCUGGCGGGUCCGUCGGCGGGUUCGUCGGCGGAUCUGUCGGCGGUCCGUCGGUGGGCUUGCUGGAGGGUCCGUCGGCGGGUCCGUCGGCAGGUCUUCUGUCGCACGCAUUGGCGGGUACGUCGGCGGGUCCGUCGACUCGCAUGCUGGCGUGCUCGCGGGUCCGCUGGAUCGUGGGCUAG